Molecule: messenger RNA, 1512 nt
Organism: Mobula hypostoma (lesser devil ray)
Lineage: Eukaryota; Metazoa; Chordata; Chondrichthyes; Myliobatiformes; Myliobatidae
Product: MICOS complex subunit mic25-like
Exons: 7
Coding region: 90-611 (173 amino acids)
Cellular component (GO): MICOS complex; mitochondrion
Source: RefSeq, a predicted model, not a curated record
UGGUUGGUCGGUUACGGGCCAACCGCAGGGGUGGAUGGUGCGGUUGCUGAGGUGUUGCCAAGAGCCCGGGAGCUGAGGCAUCGGCAGAGAUGGGUGCGAGCAGCAGCAGUCGGCGUGUCUCCUUCGGCGUGGACGGACAGCAGCGGGUCACGGUGCUGCAGGGCCUGCGGCUCUCUGACAACCUUAUCACAAGAUUGAAUGACCUGCCCCAGCCAAUGUCAAAGUCAUCAAGCUCCAUCUCUGCAGGGACUGAUGCACAAUGGGAAGGUAACAUGGCACUGAGUUCUAGUACUAAAGAGGAACUGUACCAGAGGUAUGGAAAGGAGAAGGUGAUGAUUGAAGACGAUCUGUCUAAGUUUGGUCAGCAAGAGCAAGUGGAAACCAUUACUGAACUCGGCGAGCGUGCAACUUCGGCAGCGGAGCAGCAGGACAUCAAGCAGCUUGCCAGUCAACUGGAAAAGAGGGAGGCAGAACUUCAAAAACUUGAAGUUUUUUAUAAAGAACAGUUGGAUCACAUUGAGAAGAAGAAUACUGAGUACUACAGGCUGGCCUCAGCACAAUUUAAUGAAGCCGCCACGAUUGCAGACACCCAUGUCAAGAAGAAGGUAUAGGAGCCUCAGGAUUCACACCACCAGGGGGAAACACCUCAACCAUCAAGCUCUUGAACAAAAGGGAUGACUUCAAUCAACUUCACUUGCCCCAUUAUUAAAAUGUUCACACAAUCAAAUGGACUAGCUUUCAAGGACGCUUCAUCUCAUGUUCUCAAUAUGUAUUGUUUGUUAAUUUACUUAUUAUUUCUAUUUGUACGGUUUGCUGUCUUUUACACACAGCUGGUGUGAUCUUUCAUUGAUUGUAUUAUGGUUAUUGGAUUUAUUGAAUAUGCCCACAAGAAAAUAACUCUCAGGGUUGUAUAUGUGCUUUGAUAAAUGUACUUUGAACCUUGAAAUUUGAAUAGCCUACUGCUUUGAUCAAGACUGUAUAUAACUAAUCCCCAACCCAGAAACCAGAUGCUCCUAUGUUGUCCCUUUUCCUAAACCCUUCUCCAACUCCACAUAACCCCUGUUCUUCCUCCUCUCUCCCCUUGUUCCAACCACCUACACUUUCCCCAUCUGAUUCUGGUUCCAUCUGCCCCAUGCCUCUCCCUUAAUUUAAUUUCACCCUUAAGAUCAAGACUGAAAAUUCAAGUUUAUUUGUCAUGUGUAGAUUGAAACGUACAGUGAAAUGCAUCACUUGUGUUAACAACCUGCACACACAAGGAUGUGCUGGGGAAGGCUCACAAGUGUUGCCACACACUCCAGCACCAACAGAGCUUGCCCACAAUGCUCUGCAGGGCAACACACAACACAAGAACAUGGACCACAACAAGCGGCAAAACAACAACAGCAAAACAAGCCCUGUUCCUCCCUCUCACCCAUGUAGAUACACAGUCAUAGCAUCAUAGAUCACUACAGCACAGAAACAGGUCCUUCAGACCAUCUGGUCCAUACUACACUGUUAUUCUGCUUAAUCCCA